Stegodyphus dumicola is the source of this 2490-nucleotide messenger RNA. RefSeq names its product organic cation transporter protein-like. Gene Ontology annotation, molecular function: transmembrane transporter activity. The record is from RefSeq and is a predicted model, not a curated record. Gene Ontology annotation, biological process: transmembrane transport. Gene Ontology annotation, cellular component: membrane. NCBI's taxonomy places the organism in Eukaryota, Metazoa, Arthropoda, Arachnida, Araneae, Eresidae.
CUGGAUGAAGCAAAUGGAAGAUAUUUCUGAGAAUAAUUGGAAGACUAAAGUGAACGGGUGAUAAGGUUGCGGAUGAAAUGUCUGAAGUAUGCUACUUUAAAUUAGAGAACAGAGUAUUUAAGCUGAAGCAUUAACAUUUUUUCGCUGAAGGAAGGGACUCCUAAAGAAUGGCGAUUGCGGAGCGAAAAGAGAAUGGCGUGGAACCCAAGGAGUUUACAGAUAUCAUUGGAGGUCAUGGUCCUUGGCAGCUUGGCAUCUUUACGUUCUUUUUCUUUUGCUCCGCGCCUCACUGUAUGCACAACCUCAUCAUGACUUUCUUCGCUCCUAAUGUAGAACACUGGUGUGCAAGAUCCCCAGAGGCGCUUCUUGCGAACAUAUCUGUCGAGCAAUGGAAAAACGAGAGCGUUCCUAUGGUAAAUAAACGUGGAGGCGGCAUGGAACGUAGCAGUUGUACUGUAUACAAUGUGUCCUAUACAAAUGGUUCGUUCCUCUCACCAUUUCCACAAGAGAGUGACGCUAUAACUUGCAACACCUGGGAAUACGAUGUUUCUUUUUACAAAUCGACAAUGGUGGAUGAGUGGGAUCUCGUCUGUGAUCGUGAAUGGUUGGUGUCCGUUGCCAAAACAGUUUAUAUGAUAGGUUUCUUGGUGUCAGUUACAGUGUGCGGACAGAUGUCUGAUAAGUUUGGACGUCGUCCUGUGGUGAUCACAUGCCUCUGUGUGUUUCUUAUAGCUGCAUUACUGACAAUGCUUUCCACGAAUUUCUUAAUGUUUAUUGUUCUCCGUUUCUUUGUUGCUCUGGGGCUGACAUCAGUCUUCACAGUUUCAUACGUCAUACUUACUGAAGUAGUGGGUGCAGAAUAUAGGUCCGCUUAUUGCUUCACAUUUAAGUUUGGCUGGGUGUUCUCGUACAUGCUUCUACCAGGUAUAGCUUGGUUAAUUCCUAGUUGGUUCUGGCUACAAUGUGCCAUCACAGUUCCAUGGUUGAUACUUCUCUGUGUCUUCUGGGUUAUUCCCGAAACCCCGCGUUGGCUUUUGACGCAUGGGAAGUUUCAUAAGGCAGAGGAAAUAUUACUUGAAGCGGCCAGGAGGAACAAGAAGGACAUGAAGAAGACGAAAGCAGCUUUAGAACAAUUUUUAACUCGCCAGAUGAAGUUAGAAGAGAAAGGUAAUGAAAAUGUUUUUGAUCUGCUGAAGACUUCGGCUCUGAGAAGAACGACAUUCAACAUUUACUUUUGUUGGUUCAUUAUAUCUUACAUUUACUAUGCUCUUUCUUGGAAUACAAAUGACUUGGGAGGUGACCCGUACAUCACGUUCUUCAUUUCUGGAGCAGUGGAACUUCCAGCGACGAUCAUUUUCCUGUACAUCAGUAAAGCCAUUGGACAUCGAAUAGCUCUACUUUCCUCAAAUGUACUUGCAGGUCUAUGUCUGCUGCUCAUGAUUCCUAUACCUGCAGAUAUGACGUGGCUGUCAAUUACCUUCUCAAUGGCCGGCAAGUUCUUCAAUUCCGCUUCUUUUGAUAUUAUCUACAUCUACAGUGCCGAGGUCUUUCCUACUGUAGUCCGGAAUGUGGGUGUAGGAUCCAGUUCCACUUGGGCUCGAAUAGGAGCCCUAGUUGCUCCUUUCAUAGGACAGCUGGCGGAUGUCACCCAUCCUGUUGUACCCCUUGCAGUUCCUGGAGGUCUGUCGAUUAUUAGCGGUUUGCUGCUACUUUUGCUCCCCGAAACGAAAGGUAGAAAAAUUCCUGACACCUUGGAAGAGGGAGAAAUAUUUUCAAAGAGAAGAAAACCAUAUAAAGUGUUCGACAAAGGAUCCAACAAUGGUAUCAAAAUGGAAGAGCGGUAGAAGAUAGUUAGUUCACUAGACGAGCAGUUUGCUAGAAUAAAAGAUUAUGACGGCGUACUAUGGAAACGAGAGUAAUGGGGUCAUCAUAGGAACUAAUUAUUUUAAACUGUAAUUUAAAAUAAUUAGAUUUGUAGCUCUUUUAUGUCAUUAAUUAUUUAUAUUAAAGUUGUUAGUAUUAGAUUCCAGUGACACGCAAGAAUGAUUUCGUCAUCAUUGCAGUAAAAGAAAGGAAACCAGGUCUUUACAUUUGUUUUCUCAAAUGGGAUUCAGUCCAAGCAUUUCACACAAACUCUAAGAAACUACAUUUUAAGAAGUAGUUUUUCCUAUUGUGUUGAAUUAUUCAUGUGUUCUUUGAAGCACCUACAGAUAUUUAAUAUUUGCUUUAUUUGUCCAUUUGUUAAAAAUGUGGCACACAUGAAGCUGUAAACUAAUGCAUCUUUGGAAUUAUUUACUUUUUUAUGCUUUGAUGUGUUGUGCCUUUCACAGCAUUAUACUCGAUAUUUCAUUUUUUAUAUAAUUUUAAAUGUGAAUGUGAGAAGAUUUCUUGAAUAGAUAUAAGUAUAGUUCAGAAGCCUUCAUUAAAUAAUUAAUUAUUUAUGUUACAUGCUCGAUGUCUAAUGCAAUAAAGAUUUUUAUUUUCUGUUUA